AUGAUACAUGCCAAAGCGAUGAAGUCGACUGUUGUUGUUGCUUACGAAAUGUACCUCGAAACCUGUGAGGGCAAACUCCACUGUCAUGCUGAUUGUCGUAUUAACAAACCGGUUUCCUUCUAUCGAUUCAGAGAGAAGCUAGCAAAGCAAAUGCUCGCUUAUGCCCCUCGAAACUGCAAGUAUCUUGGCGAUGAGAAGAUGAGCGAUACCACCACAACCAACAAAUCCAAGAGGCCUGGAUCGAAAACUCCUCCUCCACGGCGUCGUCCUGCCGAUGAUGAGUUAACAACUGCUUCUGGUGUCACCACGGAUGAAAUGGCAGGCAACAACCAUGGCGAUCGAUUGUGCGGAUUUAUCACUCCUCUCCUUGAGCAAUAUCAGGCUUGUCAGACAAUGCCGGCCAAUAAGAAGCUGAAUUGUGUCUUCUGCGGAAAGGCUUCUUAUCAGAAGUGCGCUGUUUGUGACAAGCCCAUGCACAAAUUCGCGAGUAAGGAAGGUGACAACAGCAUCCCCUGCUUCUUCCACUACCACAACACCGCCGCCAUGGGAUUGGCAAGAGAUGAUUGGCGGGUAACCAACAAGCGUCUCAAAGACUGGACGUAUCCAUCAGCUUCCGAUUUCGAAGAUAACGAAACUCAAAUGAGGCGUUUGCUCAAUGAGAUGCGCAGCAGUGACAAUAACUCAACUGGUGGCAGAACCUCUGAUAGCGGCAACAACAGCAAUACCACUGACGGUCAACAGUCGGCAUCCACCAACACAACCAACGUAAACAACGGCGGAGAUGAUACAAUGACUCCCUAA
Messenger RNA from Seminavis robusta, 801 nucleotides. The record is from the annotation of a GenBank genome assembly. Lineage: Eukaryota; Bacillariophyta; Bacillariophyceae; Naviculales; Naviculaceae.